Mercenaria mercenaria is the source of this 1719-nucleotide messenger RNA. RefSeq lists its product as uncharacterized. Gene Ontology annotation, biological process: DNA integration. Bases 1 to 1719 code for a protein of 572 amino acids. The record is from RefSeq and is a predicted model, not a curated record. The transcript has a single exon. Gene Ontology annotation, molecular function: nucleic acid binding. NCBI's taxonomy places the organism in Eukaryota, Metazoa, Mollusca, Bivalvia, Venerida, Veneridae.
AUGGCAUACUUUGACCCGUCAAAACAAACAGAACUGUGGGUUGAUGGAAGUCCUGUUGGUGUUUCUGCGAUUUUAGUUCAAGAAAAUCGAAUCGUGUCAUAUGGAAGUAGGUCACUUACACCCGUAGAGCAACGCUACAGCCAAACAGAGCGUGAGGCAUUGGCUUGUGUUUUUGGUUGCCAGCAUUUCCACCUUUAUUUGUUUGGAAAAGAGUUUACAUUAAUCAGUGAUCAUCGUUGUUUAGAAUCAAUAUUCAAUAACACCAAGCAAAUUCAGUCAGCGCGCCUUGAAAGAUGGAGGUUAAAAUUGACAACUUACAAUUUCAAAGUGAAAUAUCGCGCCGGAAGCCAAAUGAUCUCAGACUACUGCUCCAGACAUCCAGUUAAAGAGCAGCCAAUUGAAAGCUUUGCUGAAGAUUACGUCAGGUUUAUUGCUCACACGUCAGUGCCAAGUUCAUUAACUAUGUCUGACAUCGCAACUGCCACUCAGAAAGACUGUGUUAUUAAGUGCGUAAUGGACGCUUUAUCAAAUAACAGUUGGUCGAAACAAUUAUGUUACCAAGAUGACAGCUUCAGGAGUUAUCAAACUGUGAGCGAAGAGCUAACUGUCGUGUCACUCGAAGAAGGAAAUGUUUUAUUGCGCGGCACGCGACUGUGCAUUCCUGAUUCGCUGCAACAAAAGGUCGUUAAGCUAGCACACGAAGGUCAUCAGGGUCGUGUUCGCUGCAAAGCACUUUUGAGAGAAACAUGUUGGUUUCCAUACAUGGAUACACGUGUAGAUGAAAUGUGUAAAAACUGCAUACCGUGCAUGUCCGCUUCUCCCUCAACAACACAAGAGCCUAUAAUACCCAGUCCGUUACCAAAACAACCUUGGGACGAAGUAUCCGUGGAUUUUUGUGGACCUUUCCCGUCAGGCGAAUAUUUCAUGGUAGUCAUAUGUGACUAUAGCAGAUAUCCUGUUGUAGAAACACUCCAUAGUCUUUCUGCGCAAACAGUUAUUCCACAUCUUGAGAAAUUAUUCAGUUUGUUUUCUAUCCCAAGUGUCGUGAAAACUGACAAUGGAUCUCCAUUCAACAGUCAAAGCUUCUCGGACUUUGCAGAUCGUUUUGGUUUUAAACAUAGAAAAAUAACACCACUCCAUCCGAUGGCAAACGGUACAGCAGAAGAAUUUAUGAAGCCUUUAGUUAAAACCAUGAAAAUCGCAUCAGCAUCAGGAAAGAACUUUAAAACUGAAAUCAGUAGUUUCCUCAUGAACUAUAGGAGUACCCCACAUCCAAGCACUGGGCUUUCUCCGUAUGAACUCAUGUUUAACAGAAAAAUGAAAACAAAGCUUCCCCAGUUUUCAGUUUUCAGAAAGGAUAAGUAUGUCAGAGAAAGAGACACUAAAGCAAAGAUGAAAAAUAAACGUUAUGCCGACAUCCGACGGAAAACGAAGUAUUCAACAAUAAAACCUGGAGACAAGGUACUUGUGAAACAAAAUAUAAGGAAUAAACUUGACACACCAUUCAGCUCUUCAGUCGGUAAGGUAAUCUCGAGAAAAGGUUCUAUGGUAACAGUUCAACACAAUGAUCGUACAAUUACCCGUGACAUAUCCCAUUUCAAACCUGUAAACUCAUUUAACGACAGCGACCAGCGUAAAUCCUCUUCCGACGCCGACGGUACCUCACUGCGAAAAUCAGGAAGGAAACGAAGACCCCCUAGAAGGUUUAUAGACGAAUAA